AGUAGGUACAUUGAAAUUCAGAUUUUCGAUUUUCGUGUUGUGUUGUGUAUGUACUAAAUACCUGCAAUUUUAUUUACCAAAGUUCGAAAGUAGAGGAAAUAUUAGUGUAAUAUCCUUUAAAAUUAUUGAAUUUUAAAGCCAAAAUAAUUUUAAAAUGUUGUUUUACAGUUUAAGGAUUUAGGUACGUCCGCUAGGUAUUACAAUUAAUAAAAUUGACUAUUGACAAAAAAAUGAUUUUAUGGUACGAGUUGGGUUUACACUCGCUGUUAGAUCCGAACUAAUUUCUCCUGACUGCUAAGCUGGUCAAAUAAGCCAAUAUUUAUACAAAUAUCUAGUACAAGUGGAGGUAUGGAGCCUGUAAAACCAUUUGCUUGUACUAUGCCCGAUUGCGGCAUGACCUUUACCAAUGAGGACCAUCUCCAUGUUCAUACGAAGAAGCACGAUAUGGUACUGCAGUUGGGGAUGGAGCAGAAAGCGGUAUUUGUUGCUGAUCAAACUCCUACACCGACCAGGUUCAUAAGAAACUGUGAGGAAGUGGGACUGUUCCAAGACCUCCAGAAUGUUACUGUUAACCCAUUUGAUGAAGGGUUUAAAAGAGCUAUGGAGACAAAGCAUGGCAUGCUCAACCUAGAAGGCCCAUCGUCCAAUGAGGAUGUGUUACACACACCAAAUUUAGUUUUUCCAUUGGAAUCUGGCGAUUUCCAACGGAAUGUUACUAUCAGCAGAUCAUCAAGCGAUGAAAUAUGUGCUGUUAAGGAAUAUGAGACAACUAAAAUAUCUAAACUAACUAAUGAAGUAACAACUAUCAGUCGAAUUGUAGGUAAAGAUGAUGUAUCAAUAGUUAAACAUGCAGAAACAACAACCAAUAAAGAUAGUUUUAACGAAACAUCUGUGUCCUAUACAAAUAAUGUCAUAAUACAUAGCAACGUCGAAAUUAGACAAGACAUAAACAUAGACACGAAGAAAGUGUCUAACCACACAGAUUCUGUGACCAAAGACACUAUUAGUAUUGAUGAAUUAGUGAAAUUAACAGAUAGUAAUAAGAAUAAAGACAAAGUUCCGCCUAUAAUGUCACAAAAAUCACUAGAUUUUGUUGUAGACAGUCUUACAACUGAUAAUUUAAAUCGUGAUGAUAAUUUAGCUAAAAACAUAAAACGCAAUAUUGAUAAACAUGAUAAAAUACAAGAGAAAGGUCAUUCUAAAUGUAAUUUUGAUAAUACUAAUAUAGUUUCAAAUGAAAAUGAUAAAACAACACCAAAGUUAGGUGAAGAUGGUUAUUAUGAAGUAAUUAUUAAACUUCCGAACGGAAAACGCGUUAAAAUGAAAGCUGUAGAUGAGACGGAGAAACCGGUCAGUGCGAAAGAAAAACUAAAUAGCACAAUAAGAAAUAAAAUACGAAUGCCUGUACAAAAUCCGCUUCUAAACCCAGUAGUGCAAAAUAUAGUGCCUAUAUCUACUGGUACUCUCAUACCAGUGACAUUAAUGAGCCAGAAUAUGACAAUGAAUCAACCAUUUCCCAUUAUGCAAAACGUCAUUCCAAAAAUACCGAUACAACCUCUCCAUUCGAUGGUGAAGACAAAUUUCAAAACUGUUAAGAGAAAAAACUUAAAUGAAAUGGACACUAUUUCAAUCCUCAAUAGCAAUAGUAAAUGUAAAGAUGUACAACAAAAUGCCAAUGAAACAGAGAGACAUAGCACCAAUAAUGUUAAUUUUAAUUCAAGAGCAAACUUGGACAGUCGUUGUGAGGCAUCUAGACGUUAUCGAGUAAGAUUAAAACAAACAAUGCAGAAACAAAACGAGGAAAAUAAACAUUUGCGGGAGAUCAACCGGAGGCUGGCAGAAGAGAAGGCGGUUCUACAAAUGAUAAUCACACAACAUAUAAAGCAUUGUCCAAACGGGGAGGAUCUUAGUCGUACUUUACAAGAAAAAUGCCAUGUACUACACAAUAUAAAUUAACGUUACACCACAAAUUAUCACUAUAGUUACGUGCCUGCCAAUCUGCAUUGGGGCAGCGUGUUGGGUCUAUGGUUAAACGAUCUCUAAUGAUGGAGGAGGUGUUUGCCCAGCAGUAAGAAUUACCCCCCAUUGAUAACAGAUGAGAGUCUACCCACAACGUUUGGGUGUCUGCAAGCGCGUAUCACAAACGGAUGGAGUGUUUCUCGGAGAUUAAGCAUAUUUAUGGCAUACGCGAUGUUGAAAUUAAAUUAUUUGUUAUUUUUA
Molecule: messenger RNA, 2220 nt
Organism: Pararge aegeria (speckled wood butterfly)
Lineage: Eukaryota; Metazoa; Arthropoda; Insecta; Lepidoptera; Nymphalidae
Gene: Atf-2
Exons: 6
Coding region: 349-1956 (535 amino acids)
Biological process (GO): regulation of transcription by RNA polymerase II
Molecular function (GO): DNA-binding transcription factor activity, RNA polymerase II-specific; cAMP response element binding
Source: RefSeq, a predicted model, not a curated record